Molecule: messenger RNA, 1294 nt
Organism: Magnolia sinica
Lineage: Eukaryota; Viridiplantae; Streptophyta; Magnoliopsida; Magnoliales; Magnoliaceae
Product: pyrroline-5-carboxylate reductase-like
Exons: 1
Coding region: 352-1080 (242 amino acids)
Biological process (GO): L-proline biosynthetic process
Molecular function (GO): pyrroline-5-carboxylate reductase activity
Source: RefSeq, a predicted model, not a curated record
GAUCUCAUGGCUGUUGUGGUGUAUGAUUUAGGCAUUUACAUCAGAACUGAAAUUAUCCUCUAUUCCAUUAAUUGUUUUCCCUUAAUAACACAAGCAAAAAAUCUCCUUUAUGUUUUAGACUAUAAGAACCCAUCUAAGUGGGUCCAAGUUAGGCCCAUGUCACAUUCAUUAACUAUCAUAUCACAUUCAGUAACAGUUGUAUUAAGGUGUUGACGUUGUUAGCAUGUGAGUCAUGUUAGUAAUAAUGUAUAGUGGGUUCCUUUUCUAUUUUGUGCAGCCAACUACUUGAGCAUUACCUUUCAUGUUUGUGGGUGCUUUGUGCAUAGUUGUUUGCCUAGAAACUGCCCCUCCAUGGCCCUACUUUUCUUGCUCGUUCUUUGGACUGCGCAUGUUUUUGUUGGGUUGGAGGUAAAGGAGACUGUCUUGGCAUUGUGUGGUAUCAAUGGAAGUGGACUGAAUAAGAAAAAAAUGAUCAUUCUCUCUGUAAAACCUCAAGUUGUAAAGGAGGUGGUUUUGGAGUUGAAGCCACUGCUUUCAAGGAAGAAACUUCUCGUGUCCAUUGCCGCAAGAACAAAAUUAAAAGAUUUGCAGGAAUGGGCUGGCCAUGGUCAAAUAAUCAGGGCAAUGCCAAAUACUCCUUCAACUAUUGGUGAGGCAGCAACAGUUAUGAGCUUGGGAGAAAUGGCAACAAAAGAAGUUGAAAAACUUGUAGAGUGUAUUUUUAGAGCAAUUGGCAAGAUAUGGAGAGCGGACGAAAAAUUCUUUGACGUAGUCACAGGCUUGAGUGGCAGUGGACCAGCAUACAUAUUUCUAGCAAUAGAGGAUAUGGCUGAUGGAGGAGUUGCUGCUGGUCUUCCACGAGAUCUUGCAUUGAAGCUAGCUUCCCAAACAGUUCUGGGAGCAGCUGCUAUGGCUAUCAAUUCAGGAAAGCACCCAGGACAACUCAAAGAUGAUGUUGCAUCACCUGCAGGAACCACCAUUGCUGGUGUUCGUGAGUUGGAGAACGGCGGAUUUGGUGGAACUUUGAUGAAUGCAGUCAUUGCUGCUGCCAAUUGGAUUCGAGAGCUUUCAGAGUGGUAGUUCUGAUAUAAACAUCUUCCAUUUUCUCCAUUGCAGAUUCGUUCACACUUGAUUUAAUUGCAUGUUCUAGAAGCCGAAGGAACAGAUUUUUUUAUUAUGAUACCACACAGAUAUGGUUAUUGAUGUGUAUGCGGAAAUAGGUGUCUCAUACAUAACAUGUUAUUGAUAAUCAAUUUUGUAGUUUUUACUUGAAACAUUCAAAAAAAAAAUUUGU